Messenger RNA from Anisakis simplex (herring worm), 717 nucleotides. NCBI's taxonomy places the organism in Eukaryota, Metazoa, Nematoda, Chromadorea, Rhabditida, Anisakidae. The record is from the annotation of a GenBank genome assembly.
AUGAGUAGCCGUAUGCGGCGGUGUGCCCAGCUAGCAUUUUCCUCAUCGCAACAAGCUUCAUCCUCAUCAUUCUCGAGCCCGUCAAUACAACCAUCUUCAAUACCAUCACCAACACAGCCACCAUCCGCAACAAAACUGCCACGGUUACGAUGUAAAGUGCCUGAGAAGCGUGAUUUCAUGGACGUGAAUCCGGAACGUACCAAUGAGGACUUCUUUCGCAACUACGAUCCAAUGGUUGGCGUUGGAACCGCGGCGAUUCUAUGUGCUUUCAUUUUUCUGGUCACAAUUAAGUCGUUUCUGAAGUGGUUAACGCGAAAAUUUCGAAUGUUCCGUCUAAUGCAUUCCGCCUCACAUCGACGCCAUCAUAACUCUGCAGAUAUUGAGGCUACUGCAACGAUUGUUCAGAAUACGGACACGGAUGCUGGAUCAACUCCGAAUGAUGGCUGUGGCGGCGCUGGUGGUGGCGGUACUGCAACUGACUCAACCUCUGUGACCACUAUUCGUAGCCCGUUGAAGUGUCGAGGCACCGAUAACAAACCACCGAGCCGACGUCGAGGCUCGACUACGACGAUUAAACCAAUCAUUCGAGACAAGAGUAAAGUGCCCGGAAUGUCUACUGCUGCUUCUGUACCGGUGCUUGGCGGCACGGUUACAAAUCUCAGCAAAUCGGUCGUCUUGGAAACAAAAAAAGUGAAGCUUCCAAACGGUACUGGGCAC